This is a messenger RNA of Achroia grisella, 1242 nucleotides long. Its product is annotated as zinc finger protein 329-like. The transcript has 5 exons. Gene Ontology annotation, molecular function: zinc ion binding. The record is from RefSeq and is a predicted model, not a curated record. Gene Ontology annotation, cellular component: nucleus. The coding region runs from base 119 to 1213 and encodes 364 amino acids. NCBI's taxonomy places the organism in Eukaryota, Metazoa, Arthropoda, Insecta, Lepidoptera, Pyralidae.
CCACAAUAAUAGUGGUAAAACAAUUGUGAUAUAAUUUAUCUGCUAGAUGCAAUAAGGAAAGUUAUAAGUUAAAAGUUUUAGUCAUCUAUAUAUUAGGAUUUAAGUAAAACUAUCUCCAAUGGCUAGAGAGAAGUGUAGGAUAUGUUUACAGGAAAAUGUAAUAUUAAACAAUAUUUUUCUUUUAUCUGGAACAUUUACAAUUGCCAAUAAGAUAAUGCGCUUGGCUAAUAUUGAAAUAUGUCCUAAUGAUGGUCUGCCUGACACUAUAUGUUUAAAAUGUAUUAAAAUAUUGGAUGAAUGUCUCCAGUUUGUAGAGCUUUGUGAAACCUCAGAUCUUAAACUUAGAUCUUUAUUAAAUAUACAAAACAAUGAUCAGGAAAAAUGUAGCAACAGUUUAGAAUCACUGAAAUAUGAAAGCUUGAAUGAAACUAGCCAUGCAAAUUAUACAAUAAAAUCUGAUGACGGUGGAGAUGUAUUGUUGAUGGGAAAUAAUAUAACUCAUGGCUCUGAUGGUAGCAGAAUAAUAAAACCUGAAGUAUCACCUGAAAUAAAUAUCAAUAAGGAAAACUUGAAUAUUGUUGAUGGAAAGAAAGCCCAAAAGCAACAGUGUUUUACUUGUGGUAAAGUGAUGUCAUCCAGAUUUCGUCUGAAAACUCAUUUAAGAACACAUACAGGAGAACGUCCAUAUUCAUGUCUGCAUUGCGGCAAAAAUUUCUCUCUGGCACAGAACCUCAAAGUACAUAUACGAAUACAUACAGGCGAAAAACCACUAAAAUGUUCUAUCUGUGGUGAAUGCUUCGCACAGUCGGCGGGCUUGGCGGCACACAGACGAAAGCAUACUGGACAAUUACCAUAUAAAUGUUUGUUGUGUCCACGAAGUUUCAGAACAGUUGGUCACCUACAGUAUCAUGUGAGGCGUCACACUGGAGAGAAAAAUUAUGAAUGUGAUUUGUGUGGUAGAGCUUUUAUAACUCGAAGUGAUUUGAAGCAACAUCUGCUCACGCAUUCCGGCGAUAGACCUCACGUUUGCUGCGUCUGUGGACUGCGACUGACACGCGCUUCUCAUCUUAAACGGCAUAUGCAACUUACACACAGUAGUAUAAAAGUAUUGACUUGUUCUCAAUGCUCACAAAAAUUUACAGAAGCAACGGCAUUUGAGAAACAUAUAAAGAAACAUACAAAUGCAAAAGAUAACUCUGAAAUAUCAUCAUGAAAUUGGCUAGAAAGAAAUAUUUAUUGCAA